GUGAUUUCUUCAACAUUUUCUUGAAAACAAUUCACAUCUUCCAUCCAAAAUGUCUUCAAAUUUAGUUUUCCAUAUUCUUGCUCUCACCUUCCUGUCAGUCAACCCAACUUCAAAUGCUUUCCCUACCUUUGCUUCGUCCUUUUCUGGUUCUUCUCUUGGUAACCUUUUUAGUGGUGUUCCCCACAUCUCUGGUGCUUCUGUUGAAGGUACACCAUUAGUUUCUGGUGCUUCUAUUGAUGGUAGUCAACUAGUCUCCAAUGAUGGUCUAGUUGUUGACUCAUCUAAUGCCGCACAAUUUCUUCCUCAAGACUUUGUUGUACCAUCAAAUGUACUUGGAUCUACCAUGUUACAGGAGGUUCCAUACACUGAAGUUAUUCCUGGCUAUGGAAAGGUUAAAGGAUUUUCAUCUAAACUCAAGUCAUAUUUACCAGGAAAUCCUUUCAAGGGUUUAUUCAAACGUAAGGAAAGUGAGGAAGAUUUUGUUAUUGCCGAUUCUAUUGUAGAAGCUAAACCAAAACAAUUUAAAAUUGAUCCUCGUCUCAUCAAGAUUGCUUCAUCAGCUGUUGGACAUUUACUCCCAGUUGCCAAGAGUUCUGCUUCAGCUGGUAUUGGUGCUGCUGUCGGUGCUCCUAUCGGUGCUAUGAUGGGUGCUAAAGCUGGUGCUGUUAAAGGUGCUCAAGUUGGUAAAGCUUUAGCUAAACAAAAGGUUGUGAUUAGCAAGAAAAUUGGAGAAGUUGCUUCUGAAUUCAAAUCCAGAAGUAUAGCUGUUGGUAAAGCAACUUUAAACAAAGCUGUAUCCAAAAUCACUAUUAGUCCAACAGACAUCAAAAUCAAAGAAAAAGUUACAGUGAAAGUACAAAAGCCUAAAAGCUUAGAAGCUUCAGUCAAAAUCCAACACCCAAUUGUCGGUGAUCAAUUUGGUAAAAUCAAAUUGGAAGCAGUUCAACCUAAAUCCACCAAAAGUGCUUAAGUGCAAUAAUUAUAUAAAAAUAUUAUGUAUAUCAAAAUAUAACCUAUUUGAG
This is a messenger RNA of Tetranychus urticae (two-spotted spider mite), 1022 nucleotides long. RefSeq lists its product as uncharacterized. The record is from RefSeq and is a predicted model, not a curated record. NCBI's taxonomy places the organism in Eukaryota, Metazoa, Arthropoda, Arachnida, Trombidiformes, Tetranychidae.